Messenger RNA from Sycon ciliatum, 1483 nucleotides. RefSeq names its product transmembrane protein 41A-like. Lineage: Eukaryota; Metazoa; Porifera; Calcarea; Leucosolenida; Sycettidae. Bases 217 to 981 code for a protein of 254 amino acids. The record is from RefSeq and is a predicted model, not a curated record. The transcript has 5 exons.
UUUCUUCGUCAUUCAAACUACUUCAACUUGUGUUUCUUUCACGACACUGCGCUGGUUUCAUGUCUUUGUUGAUAUACCGGUAUCCGGAUAUCCUGGCCUUUUCUAUCGUAGCAGUGCUUAUUGUUUUAUACUAUUUCCAGCAGUGAUACACUGGACACCGGACUGUGCAGGUGGUUACAUAGCGUUACGUAGUUGUGGAUUCAUUAUUAUUCCACGAUGAAAGGACAGGUGUGGAAAUCCUUGCUGGGUAUUGUGACCAGUUUCAUUGGAUCUUUGCUAGUGUUGUACGCAGUAUCAUAUUAUGCACUUUCUUUCAUCGAAAGCUCAGAUGGCGUCUCCUACCCAUCAUCACUGGCUGAAAUACAGACUCUAGUGUCAUCGUUGCGUGGCCACUUAGAAAUCCAUUUCUCGAGGCUGCUCCUAGUUUUCUGCCUGAGUUUCUUGUUCAAACAAGCGUUUGCUAUUCCUGGUUCUGCAUUGCUGAAUGUUUUUGCUGGAGCUCUGUUUGGCUUGCCCACCGGAUUCCCAUUGGUCUGUGUGCUGACAGCGUGUGGUGCAACCUGCUGCUUUCUUCUAUCCAAAUAUUUUGGCCGGCCCAUUCUAGAGACGUACUUUCCGCACCGGUUGUCAAGCAUGGAACAAUCGGUUCAUUCCAAUCAACACCGGCUCUUCUUUUUCCUGGUAUCUCUGCGCCUUUUCCCGAUGACGCCGAAUUGGAUGAUCAAUGUGGUAUCGCCUCUUGCUGGUGUACCGAUUUCCCAAUUCUUUGUAUCCGUGCUGAUUGGGCUGGCACCAUACAAUUUUCUUUGUGUUCAAGGUGGACUCAUCGUUAGCCAGCUGCAGGCUGUCAGUGACCUGUUUUCUCUUCGCAUUGUCAUCAUGUUGGCCUCCAUGGCGCUUGUUUCCACUUUGCCAGCAAUGCUCAUCUCAAAACCUAGUUCUAAUGAGGCUGAUCAAUGUACAAAGCCGAAAUCCUCAUGAUGGAAAGUCGAAAAUCUAGGUUGUACUUCAAAGUAUUUGAUUUAUUGAGGUAAGCAUUGGCUCCCAUUCCACAGCAUUCUUCUGAAACUUGUGUCUGAAGCUUUGGGAGGCAGAGGCUUUCUUUGCACUGUGUUGUUUUGAGCACUAGAACUAUUUGUGGAAUGAUGAAUUCCGCGUUAUUUAUUGUCCAAAGCAGAACUAUCUUGAACAUUGUUGAAAUUAGAAACAAAUAUUUCUCUGAGAUGCCUGAACUAUUUUCAAAAGCUUUUUGAAUGCAAAGUUUUGGUUAUGAAAAGACAUGUCUGCUCUUACAAGUAGGCAUACUAGUACAUCCUCCACAAGCUUGUGUUUCGUACAAGAUACCUAUUUUCCUAUACUUUUCUAGGUUUUUGUUUUGUUUAUUUAUGCAAUGAGUGAGGAACACUCUCUCAAGUUCCCAACUUUAACUUUCUAUUUCAUUCUUGCUGCAAGAAAUCAGAUCAGAGUGCAGCUGGUCCACCUA